Molecule: messenger RNA, 1425 nt
Organism: Eptesicus fuscus (big brown bat)
Lineage: Eukaryota; Metazoa; Chordata; Mammalia; Chiroptera; Vespertilionidae
Gene: SLC9B2
Product: solute carrier family 9 member B2
Exons: 10
Biological process (GO): proton transmembrane transport
Cellular component (GO): membrane
Molecular function (GO): antiporter activity
Source: RefSeq, a predicted model, not a curated record
AUGGGGGAUGAAGAUAAAACAGUUGAACAUGAAGAUUUGGAACCAUCCACAGGGAUGAAUCACACAGCCUCUGCGAAUCAACAAAUACAGGAGGAACCUAUUACAAACCAAAUAGGAUUAGAUGAAAAUGAAUCACCUGAAGGAAGUAGCGCUUUGACCAGCAGUGGGGAAAGACUACAAGAAACACCAACUGAAUUAAAUCAUUUGCAAAGACUAAGGCAAGCAUUUGCUUGCCCUCCACAUGGCUUACUGGAUAAAGUAAUAACAAAUGUUACCAUGGUUGUUCUCCUGUGGGCUGUAGUUUGGUCAAUCACUGGCAGUGAAUGUCUUCCCGGAGGAAACCUGUUUGGGAUUAUAAUCCUUUUCUAUUGUGCCAUCAUUGGAGGCAAACUUUUUGGGCUCAUCAGGUUACCUACGUUGCCUCCACUGCCUCCUCUUCUUGGCAUGCUGCUUGCUGGGUUUCUCAUAAAAAAUAUCCCUGUCAUCAAUGAUAAUGUACAGAUCAAGCACAAGUGGUCCUCUGCUUUGAGAAGCAUAGCCCUGUCUAUCAUAUUGGUUCGUGCUGGCCUUGGGCUUGAUUCAAAGGCCCUGCAGAAGUUGAAGGGUGUUUGUAUGCGAUUAUCCAUCGGUCCUUGUCUUGUGGAGGCAUGCACGUCCGCUCUUCUUGCCCACUUCCUACUGGGUUUACCAUGGCAAUGGGCAUUUAUACUGGGUUUUGUUGUAGGUGCUGUCUCUCCAGCUGUUGUGGUGCCUUCAAUGCUCCUUUUGCAGGAAGGAGGUUAUGGUGUUGAAAAAGGUAUCCCAACCUUACUCAUGGCAGCUGGCAGCUUCGAUGACAUUCUGGCCAUCACUGGCUUCAACACGUGCUUAGGCAUGGCCUUUUCCACAGGCUCCACUGUUUUUAAUGUCUUCAGAGGAGUUUUGGAGGUGUUAAUUGGUGUGGCAACUGGAUCCCUUCUUGGAUUUUUCAUUCAGUACUUUCCAAGCAGUGACCAGAGCAAACUUGUAUGGAAGAGAGCCUUCCUUGUCCUGGGGCUCUCUGUGCUAGCGGUGUUCAGCAGCAUGUACUUUGGUUUCCCUGGGUCAGGAGGACUCUGCACAUUGGUCAUGGCUUUCCUUGCAGGCCGGGGAUGGGCCAGCAAAAAGGCAGAGGUUCAAAAAAUUAUUGCAGUUGCCUGGGACAUCUUUCAGCCCCUUCUCUUUGGACUGAUUGGAGCAAAGGUGUCUGUUGCAUCUCUCAGACCAGAAACUGUAGGCUGCAAUAGGAUCUGUAGCUUUGGACACAGCAAAAUCACGUGGAGAUAAACAGUCAGAAGAAUAUGGAAUGGAUGUGCUGACAGUGGCGUUUUUGGCCAUCCUCAUCACAGCCCCAAUUGGAAGUCUACUGAUUGGCUUGCUGGGCCCCAGGCUUCUCCAGAAAGCUGA